ACUAGUGUUGAGGGAGUUGUGUGAAUGUGAUGCUACAACCUCCUUAUAAAGGGACUCGAACGUUGUGUCUCGAAAAUUAGAGAACAUUUCCUAAAAUUGGGGUCUCCACACAAUCCCAGAAAGCUGUUGUCAUGAUUUCGUUGAAUGUGGAGAACAUGCUUAAAGCCGCUGAGCUGCCGUUCUUCUGGGUCGGUGCGUUCGCCGUGGCCUCACUAUCUUUGUGGGUGCUCUACCGACUGCUUUCAGGUUUUCGGAUUUGGGUCUUGGGAAACGGACAGUUGCUCUCCCCGAAGCUGGGCAAAUGGGCAGUUGUGACGGGAGCUACGGAUGGAAUUGGGAAAUCCUACGCCGAGGAGCUUGCACGGCGGGGCUUUGCCAUGAUGCUCAUCAGUCGCUCUCAGGAUAAGCUGGAUGACGUGGCCAGGUCACUUGAGGAACAAUACAAGGUGCAGACCAAGACAAUUGCUGUGGAUUUUGGGCAAAGUGACAUCUACCCCAAGAUUGAAGCUGGACUGGCUGGGCUGGAGAUUGGAGUGUUGGUUAAUAAUGUUGGAAUCUCCUACCCCUAUCCUGAGUACUUCUUGCACAUUCCUGAUCUAGACAACUUCAUCACAAACAUGAUCAAUGUCAACAUCACCUCUGUGUGCCAGAUGACCCGCCUGGUGCUGCCUAGGAUGGCUGAGAGGUCAAAAGGUGCGGUCCUGAACAUCUCGUCUGCCAGUGGCAUGUACCCUGUCCCUCUGCUGACUGUGUAUUCCUCCUCCAAGGCAUUUGUGGACUUCUUCUCUCGUGGUCUGCAGGAGGAGUACAGGAGACAGGGACUUAUCAUCCAGAGCGUGCUGCCAUUCUUUGUGGCCACCAAGAUGACCCGCAUUAGAAAGCCCACUCUGGACAAGCCAACUCCUGAGCGUUAUGUGGCGGCCGAGCUCAUGACAGUGGGGCUGCAGAGCCAGACCAACGGCUACUUCCCUCAUGCCGUCAUGGGUUGGCUGACCACUGUCCUGGUGCCCAUCCAUCUGGUCAUUUUCUUUGGAGCCAGGAUGAACCGUCUGCAGCGUACUGGCUACCUUAGGAGGAGAAAGCUGAGGGAGCAGAACAACGGAGGUCUAAAGAGCGAAUAGGGACCUAGAACACUAGAGGAGGACGUUUCCACAACUAUGACAUGAUGUUGUCUAUUUCUACCAAGUGUAUGUGUUUGAAAAAGGAGUGUGUGAGUGUUUAGUUCUCUUAAUAUUAUGAAUGAGUUAAUUGUUGGGGCCUCUAAAUAUGGCUUCUUAAUGUCUGUGUGUUUGAGAGAACCAUUGACCCUGCGAUGUAACGCAGCACGUCUUUAAAUGUAGUGGUUCCAGAAAUGGCUUUAGCCAAAAUGGCCGUGCCUUAAGGGAUUUAAUACAAAUGUAAUUUUUCUAUAUGACGCAAUUGAGGUGAGAAUUCUUUAAAUCAGGGUGAAUUGUGUUGACCCUGCUGUUGUAAGCAGAGGCAAUCGGUGGUGGGUAUCUUUAAAAACUUAAACUAUUUAUUUAAUCUUUGUUUAUGGAUGCCCUACCUGCUGCAGUUUACACACAAGUGCUAAAUUAUCGAAGAAAAAGGGCUACUCUGUCUCUAUAGUUUAUCAACAUUAUUGUUCAGUCAUCUUUGAUCAUUAGUGUUGGCAUUUUGUGCAUAUUUGUGAAUUUUUAUAUUUGGGAAGGGGGAAAAGAAGCAAUGUGGUGGUAUCUGUCAAACCAAGUUUUAUUAGGUUUCUUUGUGCACCGUAACGUAAAUGACUAAUUAUUCAUUCAUCAUUUACGGAUUAUUCCAUUUACAAUGUUCAUUAACAACCAUGUUGGUAUUGGUCAUGUUUAAUGACAGUGACUCUGACAGAGGGAUUUAUGGAGUUAUGAAUAUCCCAAAAACAUGGUCUCACACACACAUUGUUGCCUUUGUGAUUACUACCAAAUAAUGUAUGACUGUAUUGGUAAGUUUACUGUGCUUGCAUUAGUGUAUUUAUGAUUUGUUUUGACCAAUGAUCAACCAUGUUGCCUCAAAUGACGAGUUAUCAGGUGUGGAACUGUACCUAUUUUUGUAUCAUGAAUUUUUAGGAUGGAAUACAGUGUGCUUCAUGGACCUGGUUGCUACCUGUAGGAUGUUUCUACAAUAAAAAUGCUUGACAAGUAA
Hypomesus transpacificus is the source of this 2157-nucleotide messenger RNA. RefSeq names its product hydroxysteroid (17-beta) dehydrogenase 12a (gene hsd17b12a). The transcript is spliced from 11 exons. Gene Ontology annotation, cellular component: endoplasmic reticulum. The coding region runs from base 132 to 1121 and encodes 329 amino acids. NCBI's taxonomy places the organism in Eukaryota, Metazoa, Chordata, Actinopteri, Osmeriformes, Osmeridae. The record is from RefSeq and is a predicted model, not a curated record. Gene Ontology annotation, molecular function: oxidoreductase activity.